ACUGCAGGUCGAUACAGACACUCUUGCUGUGUUUUCUGUCACUCAUAGACACAAACCCAGCGCAUAUAGUGGCUUGUCAUGUAUGUCAAGUCUAUACUUUGGAUCCUGGUCUUCAUCUCUGCCCAGGAGGUGUCCCUGCAGGAGGAAGAGUAUUAUUAUGAGGAACUGUACAUAGAUCCACAGCCUCUUAACUGUUCAACUACAGAGAGCAUCAAAGGCGGAAAUGUCACCUACUCACAGGGAGGUCUGGAGGGAAGUGUGCUUACCUAUCACUGUGGCCCGGGGCAGUACCCUUUCCCGGUCAGUUACAGGCUCUGUGGUGCUGAUGGGGAGUGGUCGCUCAUGAGAAUAGCCAAUGGCAGACCGGUGUCAAGGGCCACAUGCAAAGACGUUCUGUGUCCAGCUCAGAUCCAGCUUGAUCAUGGCGACUUCUGGCCCAGGAAUCAGUGGUUCCGUGUUGGGACAGCGCAGACCUUCUCCUGCCUGGAAGGGUUCACCCUGUAUGGGUCAGCCCAGAGGCACUGCACCCUCUCUGGGGAGUGGACAGGGACCACUCCUGUCUGUGACAACCAUGCUGACGAAUGUAACGAUCCAGGGAUCCCACCAGGGGCCCAGAGGUCAGCAGGUCGGUUUAACACUGGAGAGAAGGUGGUCUACCGGUGCCAGGCUGGUCUGGAUCUGCUCGGGUCGGCUGAAAGGGUUUGCCUGGAGAACAGGGAGUGGAGCGGCUCAACACCACGGUGCCAAGGUCUGAAUACCUUUGACUCCCCCGAAGUUGUGGCUGAAGCCAUGGCAGGGUCACUUGCAGGAAUCAUGGACGUAGUCUCAUUAGACUCCAAAAAGGAAACUGCAAGAACAUCCUUUGGCCGAACCAUCCAUGUGGCUGAUGGCAGUCGUAUGAAUAUCUACAUUUUACUGGACACAUCAGGAAGCAUCAAAAAGCAGGACUUUGAACUAUCCAGGAAUGCCACCAUUGCUCUUAUCAGAAAGUUGGACAGCUACGAGGUACAGUUGAAGUUCCAUGUGUUGUCAUUUGCCAGUGAAGCUAAAGACAUUGUAGACAUCAGAGACACAGAUAUAAGUAGUAGCACCGAGGAUGUCAUAUGGAAUCUGAUGGAUUUCGACUACCAUAGCCACGGGCAAAAGACAGGCACCAAUCUCCACUCUGCACUGCUCCGUGUCAGUGAGGUGAUCAGCUUCUUGAAGCAAAACAGUGCCAAGAACCACUUUAAUGAGACUCAGAACAUCAUCAUCAUAGAAACAGACGGUUACUCCAACACAGGCACCAAGCCUCAGUUCACUCUGGCCCAGAUCCGGCACCUGCUGGGCUACAGCACCACACUCAAAGAUCACACAGAUGAGACAUUGCUAGAUGUCUAUGUAUUUGGUGUGGGGGACCAAGUGAACAAAGAUGAGUUGAACUCCUUAGCCUCAAAGAAACGUGGCGAGCAGCAUUUCUUUGUUCUGAAAGACUUCAAAACACUGGGAGAGGUGUUCAACAGCAUCAUUAGUGACAAAAGUGUGACAAUGUGUGGGGUAGCUCAGGAGGACGUCUCCAAGGAACAGGAGAAGGGUGGGACACGAGUCUACACCAAGCCCUGGCACGUCACUCUGAAAGCAUCUGAGUGGGGGCCUAAGAAGUCGUGUUUUGGAUCCAUCGUGAGCCAGAACUGGGUGCUGACAGCCGCUCACUGCUUUGCCAGAGCGAGCACAGACAAAGUCCCCUACCAAGUGGACAUAGAACAUGGUGAUGGCACGGCGAGGUCAAACACGGUGAUCAUGCACCCCAAUUAUAACGUCAACUCACUUAAACACAGAAAUGUAUCUGAGUUCUAUGACUACGAUGUAGCUCUGGUGAAGGUGAACAGGAGUAUCCCUCUAUCCUGGAAGGCCAGACCUAUCUGCUUGCCAUGUACCGUACCAGCCAGCCGAGCCAUGAAAAGAAUCAACUCUACCUGUCAGGAGCACAGGAAGGAACUACUUCAUCAUGAGGAGACUGCUGCCUUUUUCAUCCAUAAGAACUUGGAACGUAAAGAAACACAUAUUCACACAAAGAGUCAGAGGCCUGGCUGUGUGGAGAAGGCCAGGCAAACACUGACAGAGCCCACAGAUGUGACUUUGGAUGAGUACAUACCUGACCGAUUCCUCUGCUCUGGGGGCACCUCCGGAUACCAGGAUGCAAUCACCUGCAAAGGAGACUCUGGUGGAUCCCUGUUUCUGCAAAAAAGAAAGCGCUACUUUCAGGUGGCAGUAGUGAGCUGGGGCACCACAGAUGUAUGUGACCCACUCAACUCAGCUGUGAGAGGAUACAACAGUGACAGGCCGCCUCCUGAUGCUCGAGACUUUCACAUCGAUCUCUUCAAGAUAAUGCCAUGGCUGAAAAAGCAUCUGGGUGAGCAGAUCCAAUUCCUGCCUGAGAUCAACUGAGAGGAUCCAGAAUCAGUCUGCAGUGAUCCACUUGGAUUAAGCCAUAAUAACACAGUGCAGAAUUCAAUAGAGCUCAUACGGAUUUGGUGACGUCUUUUUUCAUCACACAUGGGAAUGAUCAUAACCAAUCAUAGAUAGUUAUAUCAAGUGUUUUCCAACACGUAACAGUCAAAUGGAAGACCAAUGAUUUUUUUUAGCUGUGUUGCACUCACUUGCAAAGGAAGACUUUUCUGUUAACAAAUCAUACAUUACAUAUUAAGGUAAUUCUGUUUGUUUUUUUCCAUUUU
Xiphias gladius (swordfish) is the source of this 2714-nucleotide messenger RNA. RefSeq names its product complement C2. The record is from RefSeq and is a predicted model, not a curated record. The transcript has 19 exons. The coding region runs from base 79 to 2427 and encodes 782 amino acids. Gene Ontology annotation, biological process: complement activation; proteolysis. Gene Ontology annotation, molecular function: serine-type endopeptidase activity. Gene Ontology annotation, cellular component: extracellular region. NCBI's taxonomy places the organism in Eukaryota, Metazoa, Chordata, Actinopteri, Istiophoriformes, Xiphiidae.